AUGGCCGCAACAGAACACAAUACCUCUUCCCCGCAGCCCGACGCCGCAGCAGCUGUUAUCGCUAGCGAGGCCAAUGCGAAUGCAGUCAGCACCAACGGGAAUGGCGGCGACGCCGCACCCGGUGCCGAAGGAGCCUCUUCGCCCAGCAAGGCCUCGGGUGGAGCAGCUGCUCCUCCCGAUCCGAAUGCUCCACUCACUGUGCGCGCUCUGGUCAGCACAAAAGAAGCUGGUGUCAUCAUCGGCAAAGGCGGUCAAAAUGUUGCGGAUCUGCGGGAACAGACGGGCGUCAAGGCGGGAGUUUCCAAAGUCGUCCAGGGAGUUCACGAUCGUGUCUUGUCUGUGACUGGCACAGUGGAGGGUGUUGCAAAGGUGAGUAUGACGUCUGCUUCCUGGGCAAGAUCGAGCAUUCACGCGCUUGGGACCUGCACUUGGAGGGCCGCCCAGCCGCGGUUGAGGGCUUGGGAAAGACAAGGGUCUGACCGCUAUUCCCGCCCCUUCCGCUCUUCACAGGCAUAUGCGUUCAUUGCCAAGACAAUUCUUGAUAAUCCUGUCACGGCGGCCGCUGCACCCGGAGAAAGCACGACGCCUACCACGGGUACGCUUACUUCCAUCCGGCUGCUGAUCUCACAUAAUCUGAUGGGUACGGUGAUUGGUCGUCAAGGUCUCAAAAUCAAGCACAUACAAGAUAUCUCGGGAGCCAGAAUGGUCGCUUCUAAAGAGAUGCUACCUCAGUCCACUGAGCGCAUUGUCGAAGUGCAGGGAACGACAGAGGCCAUACGUGUCGCGAUUCAAGAAAUCAGCCAGUGCCUUCUGGAAGACUGGGAACGGGGCCAAGGUACUGUUUUGUACCAUCCGGGACAGGCAGACGGCGCAGGUGUGCUCGCUGCGGGAGGUGCAGGUGGUCUGCAACCUCAGACUGGUGGCCGUAGAACCAGCGGAGCGUACCUCGCCGGGGCCAUGUCGUCUAUGACCCUUGGCGCCGGAGGCUCGCACAUCUCGACAUUCGGAGCUCCGACUGGCGGUAGACGCACUUCGCAAGGAGCAAAUGGCGAUGGUCGAAAGGCUGCGCCAGUAGCUUUAGACGCUGCUGCCAUCGCGGCUGCCGGUGGUGCCGCAGUCACGCCUGGAGGAGGCCUGCUUACGGGAGCGCCAAUCUCCUUGGCACCCGCGGUGACCGUGGACCCAGCCAACAUGCGAACACAGAACAUAAGCAUACCUUCUGACAUGGUCGGAUGCAUCAUUGGCAAAGGCGGCUCCAAGAUCACCGAGAUCCGUCGCUUGAGUGGCUCUCGAAUCUCGAUCGCCAAAGUGCCCCACGACGACACCGGCGAGCGUAUGUUCACCAUCCAAGGCACUCCAGAGGCAAACGAAAAGGCGCUGUUCUUACUCUACAAUGUGAGUGAUAGAGCUUGAGCACACUCCGUCCCGAUGGACCAAUUCCGCUGAUAUUCAUUACCUCGCAGCAACUUGAGAGCGAAAAGGAGCGAAGGACGCAGACUGUACCGGAGGAGGAUAUCGAUGCGGCUAACGCUGCCAACAAAAAGGACGAGACCACCACGGCAUGA
Molecule: messenger RNA, 1565 nt
Organism: Ceraceosorus bombacis
Lineage: Eukaryota; Fungi; Basidiomycota; Exobasidiomycetes; Ceraceosorales; Ceraceosoraceae
Source: the annotation of a GenBank genome assembly